AUGAAAAAUGAUUGCCCGAUAUGUUUGGAAGGCAUGUUUGACAGUCAACGCUCAUGUGUGCGCAUGGAGCAGUGCGGUCACUUUGUGCACGCGGACUGUCUCGAUCAGUAUUGCAAACUGAAUAGAUAUUUCGACGGGUCAUGUGUCUACUGUCGGUGUAAGCCUGACAGUCCUUCUACCAUUGGAGGUGUGCCGGGGCGAAACGGCCCCAACGAUGACCUGUCCGAUGACUACGACAUGUCGGACGAGGACGUGCCGGAGGCUGGAGACUUGUCGGACGACGACGAUGAUAUGUCGGACGACGACGAUGAUAUGUCGGACGACGACGAUGAUAUGUCGGACGACGUCGAUGAUAUGUCGGACGACGACGACGAUGUUGUAGAAGAAGAUGAGACCCUGCAGGAUGACCGUAUACCGGACAUGAUGGAUGGCAUGUCGAAUGGCAUGUCGGAUGGCAUGUCGGAUGACAUGUCGGAUGACAUGUCGGAUGGCAUGUCAGGUGGCAUCGAGGCCGAGUGGUCUGAUGGAAUGUCUGAUGGAAUGUCGAUGGUCGACCGAAUCACGCGGGAGGGAAUGACUGAGGAAACUGCCGCGCUGAUGCAAAUUAUGGAUGUGUCGGAGAUGCCGUUUUGCGGCGUGGGAUGGGAUGGGAUGGACCUUGAUAAGGUGGACCUCAGCGGUUCGGACCUCAGUGGUUCGGACGAGGGGAACGGCCAGGCAAGUGAUAGCGACGGCGAAGACGUCUUGCACCAGGUCGCCGGUUCGAGUCCGGCCGCCCGCGCUGGCGACGUGAGGCUGCCGCUGGACAGCCCAUCCGAGGUCCCGUAUGGCGGGCUCCUGGACUUGGGAAUGGACGAGCUUGCGCAGAGUGCUUGGCUUGACCAGGCGGAUGAUGAUUGUUUUUCAGCGAGCAAUUAUGACGAUGCCGGUUCCUACGACGACGGCUACAGCGACUAUAGUUAG
This is a messenger RNA of Gregarina niphandrodes, 963 nucleotides long. RefSeq names its product RING finger protein. The record is from RefSeq and is a predicted model, not a curated record. The transcript has a single exon. NCBI's taxonomy places the organism in Eukaryota, Apicomplexa, Conoidasida, Eugregarinorida, Gregarinidae. Bases 1 to 963 code for a protein of 320 amino acids.